Molecule: messenger RNA, 1124 nt
Organism: Morus notabilis
Lineage: Eukaryota; Viridiplantae; Streptophyta; Magnoliopsida; Rosales; Moraceae
Product: plant UBX domain-containing protein 1
Exons: 7
Coding region: 80-838 (252 amino acids)
Biological process (GO): protein-containing complex disassembly
Molecular function (GO): ATPase binding
Source: RefSeq, a predicted model, not a curated record
UCAAAAAAUAAAAAAAUAAAAAAAAAUCCAAGCCCCGAGUGCGUAUAAAAAAGAAUCUGAAGAUUGCCCCUUUUUUCUGAUGAUUGUUGAUCGUUCCUCACCUUUAACCUUGAAGAGAAGAAGGCUGACAAACGUUGAUCCAAUGGAGGCUCAAGCCGCCAAGGCCAAGCUUGCUUCUGCAAAAGAAAAGUUUGGGCGAGAAAUCCGUGUCUUCGAGACGUCACCAUUUUCUUCCUCAUCAACUGAAGAGUCCAAAACUGAGGAGCCAGAUGAAUUCUACGAGUUCUCCGCAGAGGAUUAUUACCGAAUAAUGGCGACCAAAAAAGAAGAUAAAUAUUUAAAAACACGAAAAAUCAGGGAGGCAGAAGAGGCGGCACGCAGGUCGAGGAUAACGAAGGCUGUAAUCAGGUUAAGAUUUCCUGAUAACCACACAUUGGAGGCCACAUUUCAUCCAUCAGAAAAGAUCCAGAGCUUGGUUGAUCUUCUCGUGAAAGUGAUUGCAAAGCCAGAUUGGCCAUUCUAUCUAUAUACUACACCUCCUAAAAAGCAUAUAAAAGACAUGUCACAGGAUUUCUAUAGUGCUGGUUUUGUUCCCGGUGCAAUUGUGUAUUUUGCAUAUGAUAUACCAAAAGGGGAUGAUGACGCAGCUGCAUGGACAGGUCCCUUCCUUCGGGACGAAAUCAUCUCUUUGAAAGGCUUGGAACUCAUCACCGAGCAGGAGGAGCCUGCUCAGCCGGAACCUGCACCUGAACCUGUACACCCAGCACCCACUCCUGUUGUGGAAGAACGCAGGCCUGCAGAGAAAAAACCGAUCAAGCCAAAGUGGCUAAAGCUCUGAUAGGGUCUAACCGAGCAGGCGAACUCCCCCUUCAUUCUUCGACUUAUCAAGCAGCAAAUCAUUGACUGGAGACUACAUUAAACGUGGAGGAAGGUUUCAAGCAUUAAAUUACGUUUCAAGCAUCAAGUUAUGUUGAAAUAUGAAGGGAUCUCAGGCGUCGCCUCCUAAGUCCUAAGGCUAUAACUCCUGUGCUUUGCUGAAGUUGUCAGUGUUUGUAAUGUAUGAAUGCUAGUUACGUAUAUUGUGCUUCAGUAAAGAAAUGACAUUGCUUCUUUUGCGUUGUUAA